Molecule: messenger RNA, 1801 nt
Organism: Phanerochaete carnosa HHB-10118-sp
Lineage: Eukaryota; Fungi; Basidiomycota; Agaricomycetes; Polyporales; Phanerochaetaceae
Exons: 3
Coding region: 1079-1414 (111 amino acids)
Source: RefSeq, a predicted model, not a curated record
GCCCGAAGAGCUUGUCCACGCCGUCCUGGUACGACUCGAUGACCGCGAAUAUUCCACGGACAGGGCAUCAAAGCGAGGCCUCGCCUCUUGCAGCUUGACUUGCCGCCACUGGGCUAAGGUCAUCAGGCCCAUCCUCUUCGGAUGUCUCACUAUCAGCAGCGCGGAGGAUGUAUCCCAACUUUCCGCGUUCCUCAGUGCUCCUGACUUCCUCGAUUGUCCCAUUCGAGACUGCAUUCGCAGUCCAGAUCUUGUCGAAGAUCAGACAUCCCCCGGCAUCUCAUGGGGCCACCAGUUCUUUCUCAGGCUUCACGAACAGCUCCAUUUCGUCAACUACGUCAAUUGGAUUGUAAAAGGCACUCUACCGGACGACCAGGCUCAGCCAGCAUCGAAGCUGCCAUCGCUUCCGUUUGCUCUGCUGCCCAAAGCACUACCUAUUCUGAUAAGCUUUGUCAAACACUUGCGGAUUCGGGUACUCGGGCUUGACAACAUUGUCUUCCCAGAGGGGAGCCCCAGCCUUCGACGUGUCCUGCAGACAAGUUCCUCGUCUCGAAAUCGGUGGUACAGCCAUCACCAUAUCUUUCAAAACUGUAUCAGCAAACCGCAGAGCUUUCCGUUCUGGUUCGAAUUGUCCAAUACUCUCUUCGCCGGCCAACGCUGCCCGCCACUGUUGUGCGAUGACAUUGCGCAAACAAUAGCGAAAGUCUUUGCGUUGUCUCAUCAAUGCAAAGAUGUUAUCCCUACCUUAGAUGCGAUUUGUGAAAGUUCUCCACUGGUAACUGGUGAAUCGACAUAUGUCUACCGGUACUGUAAACCUCAGACAAAUAUUUUGCUCGCCGGUAUACGAAUAGCCUGCGACGGCUCCCGUCCACGCAUCAUAGAGGUCUUCUUCAGUUGUGCACAUACUGGCGACAUUGACAUUUCUUCGCUAUUCGCGCAGCUAGAGGCCGCGCUCAUCAACACGAACGGACCUGAUGCUCUCGCACUGACCAUCGAGUGCCAGGCCGGAGAAGCUGGCAGGAUUCUGAUCGAUGGAAUACUGGAAGACCGCAUCUUAGCGCAGCUUCGGACGCGCCCCACAAUGCUCUUUGCGAAGAUCUCCGAGAUUUCAGGCCAGUCUAAGUCUAUUACCGUCGAACAAAUCCUCUCCGCACCGACGUCCAUCAGCUCGGGCGAAGAAACCAUCCCGCUCACCACCGCUCAGCGCACGGAAUGGGUGUUGGACAAGUACAUCAGGAAGGAGGCUGUCCGUCCGCAGGAGCUGCUGCACGCCGCUCGAGAGACCGGGGACAUUGCAGGCACGAGCUCUGCAACGGGACAACGCGCUGUGAAGCGAUCGGAGGACGACGCAGCAGGACAGGCGCAGGGGGUCGCGGCGGACCAGGAUGAGGAGCAGAGGGACAGGGGCGAGGAGUGAGAUGACGGCGAAGAAUCGGGCAGCGAGCCUGGACGCGAGGCGCGAUAUCGGGGCAGGGAAGGCUGUGGUGUAUCGUCGCAGAAGGGAUAUGGACAGGCGCGAACACUCGAGAUAAGUCGUUUGGAGGAGAGGCGGAGGCGUUCGCAGGGCGAAUAGAGCGAAGGACAGGCGUGGUGAGCAGACAGAUGUGUGUCCUUUGACGGCCAACAUUCACGGUGUCCGGUGCGAACAUUUUUCCUUGGUACGGACAAGCUGCUCGUGGCUUCCCAAUUCCUGCGGUGUAUGACUUGUUUUGCGGAUUUCUCGGACUCUCGUCUCAGUAUUCUUAGGCUCAUGCGUUCCUAGUCUAGCCAUGUAAAAGUUUUACAAAACAAUUACGAAUAUUCG